UGAGCAGCAGCGGCGGCACAGAGCAGAGGGAGCAGAGGUGGGAGCCAGACUGGAGCUCUGCAGCUGGCACCGCGACGACCAAAUGACAGAGCUUGAUGCCGAAGCCAAAGAGAAAAAGAAGUGGAAGAUAACACUGACGCAAACAUGGAAGGGGCUCUGAUAGCCCGGGACAGAGUUGGAGUGCAGGACUUUGUUCUCCUGGACUCCCAUACCAGUGAGACUGCUUUCCUGAACAAUCUUCGCAAGAGAUACCAAGAGAACCUCAUCUAUACGUAUAUUGGUACUCUUCUUGUAUCUGUCAACCCUUACAAAGAGCUGGAUAUCUACACAGUGACACAGAUGCAGCUUUAUCGAGGGGUAAACUUUUUUGAACUGCCACCACAUCUAUAUGCCAUAGCUGACAAUGCCUACCGGGUGAUGUGCAGUGAGUACAACAACCAUUUCAUCCUCAUCUCUGGGGAGAGCGGAGCUGGGAAGACAGAAGCAUCCAAGAAGAUCUUGCAGUAUUAUGCAGUAACCUGUCCAACUACAGAGCAGCUGCAGAUUGUCCGUGAUCGUCUGCUACUUUCCAAUCCUGUUCUGGAGGCUUUUGGAAAUGCAAAAACUCUGCGUAAUGACAACUCUAGUAGAUUUGGGAAAUACAUGGAUAUCCAAUUUGAUUUUAAGGGAGAGCCAGUGGGAGGGCACAUCCUCAGUUACCUCAUUGAGAAAUCCAGAGUUGUCCACCAAAACCAUGGAGAAAGGAAUUUCCAUAUUUUCUACCAGUUAUUAGAGGGUGGAGACAAGGAUCUUCUUUGCUGGCUUGGGCUGGAGCGCAACCCCCAAAAGUAUGCAUAUCUCAUCCAGGGUCGAUGUGCCAAAGUGUUUUCUAUUAAUGACAAGAAUGACUGGAAAAUAGUCCGCAAAGCUUUUUCUAUCAUCGACUUUACUGAAAAAGAUGUAGAGCAUCUCUUUGGAAUUGUCGCUAGUGUCCUGCACCUUGGGAAUAUUCAGUUUGAAGAAGAUAGCAAUGGACAUGCCAUCAUUUGUGAUGGCACACAGAUCAAAUGGAUUUCGAAGCUACUGGGUGUGCACUUGUCCAUUCUGCAGGAAGCUCUCACCCAUCGGAAGAUUGAAGCCAGAUCUGAAGAGGUCCUAAGCCCAUUGAAUGUGGAUCUGGCAUUCUACGCUCGAGAUGCAGUAGCAAAGGCAAUUUAUGGACGAACUUUCACUUGGCUAGUCAACAAAAUUAACGGCUCUUUAGCCAACAAGGAUUCAACUCGGAAGACAGUUAUUGGCCUGCUGGAUAUCUAUGGCUUUGAAGUGCUGGACACAAACAGCUUUGAGCAGUUCUGCAUUAAUUACUGCAAUGAGAAGCUCCAGCAGCUGUUGAUUGAGAUGACCUUGAAAGCAGAGCAGGAGGAAUAUGAACUGGAAGGAAUAGAGUGGGAACCAAUUCCGUAUUUUAACAACAAGAUCAUCUGCGACCUGGUUGAACAGAAGCAUAAAGGAAUAAUCUCCAUUUUGGACGAAGAAUGCUUACGACCUGGUGAAGCAACUGAUUUGAGCUUCUUGGAAAAGCUGGAAGAGAAAGUAGGAGAUCAUGCCCACUUCGUGACUCGCAAGCUUGCAGACCAGAAAACACGGAAAUCCAUUGACUGGGUAGAUUUCCGCCUCCUUCACUACGCAGGAGAAGUCACUUACUGUGCUGUUGGAUUUCUGGAGAAGAAUAAUGAUCUCCUGUACAGAAACCUGAAAGAGGUGCUGUGCAACUCUAAAAAUGGCAUCAUUAGAGACUGCUUUUUAUUGUCAGAGCUAGACAACAGGAGGAGACCAGAGACUGUUGCAACCCAGUUCAAAAACAGUCUGACGAGCCUUAUAGAAAUCCUGAUGUCCAAGGAGCCUUCUUAUGUCCGAUGCAUUAAACCAAAUGAGAACAAGGAGCCUGGGAAGUUUGAUGAUUAUCUGAUCCGACAUCAGGUGAAAUACCUGGGCCUGAUGGAGCACUUGCGGGUGAGACGAGCUGGCUUCGCCUAUCGGCGGAAGUAUGAACUCUUCUUGCAAAGGUAUAAAUCCCUCUGUCCAGCUACCUGGCCCCAUUGGCAUGGGCCAGCAGCUGAGGGUGUGGAGAGGCUCAUCAAGCAUAUUGGUUACAAGCCUGAGGAAUACAAAUUAGGAAGAACCAAAAUAUUCAUUCGGUUCCCAAAGACUCUGUUUGCUACUGAAGAUGCAUUUGAAUUCAGAAAGCACCUGUUAGUUUCAAGACUACAGGCCAAAUAUAAAGGAUGCCUUGGAAAGAGAGAGUACAAGAAGAAGAGAGAAGCAGCUAUCAAGCUGGAGGCUUGUUGGCGAGGAGCACUGGCACGGAAGGAGGCCAAGAAGAGGACGUGGGCAGUUCAGAUAAUCAGGAAAUUCAUAAAUGGCUUCAUCAAUCGGAAGAAACCCCUUUGCCCAGAGAACAUGGAAUUUGUGCAGCUUGUGCAGUACAACUACUUGAUGAAGCUCAGAGACCACGUUCCAAAAAACGUCUUGGACAAGAACUGGCUCCAACCUCCUUCCAUCCUGGAAGAGACAUCUGAGAUGCUACAGAAAAUCUGUAUUAGGAGCCUAGUAAGGAAAUACUGCCAAGGUGUUACUGCUGAGAGGAAAGUGCAGUUACAGCAAAAAGUGGUAGCGAGUGCCAUUUUCAGAGGGAAGAAGGAGGGCUACCUGCAGAGCAUAAACCAGCCUUUCAUGGACACCCGACUAAAAGAGAAUGAUGUAAACCCCAAAGUACUGCAGCUCAUCCAUGGGGAGAAGAUCAAGUACGUGACCCCCGUGAUAAAAUAUGAUAGGAACGGGUUCAAAGCACGAGACCGACUACUUGUUCUGACCCAGUCCUCUGCGUAUGUGGUGGAAAUGGCCAAGAUCAAGCAGAAAAUAGACUACGCCACUCUGAAAGGUAUUUCCACCAGUAACCUGAGCGAUGGGAUUGUAGUCAUUCAUGUGCCCGAGGACAACAAACAGAAGGGAGAUGUGAUACUUCAGUGUGAGCAUAUCUUUGAGACAGUCACUAAACUCUGCAUGUUGGCCAAUAAGCAAAACCUUGUUAAAGUCGUGCAGGGAAGUCUUCAGUUUUGCAUUGGCUCUGGGAAGGAAGGGACAAUGAUGUUUACGGUUGGGCAGGAACCUCAGGUCUUCAAAGCCAAAAAUGGACAACUAACAGUGGUAUCAACCCAGGCAAAGUCUUGAUGAGAAACAGUUCCUGUUCCUGGUCACUGUCUUGGCUAGGAACAGAAAGGAGCCUGCAGGAUGAGACCAGCACUCGUGUGUCCCCUGGAAUCUUUGAUCCCAUAGGGCUGCUAUGCGAUUUCAAAGUUUGCUUGCAUCUUUUAGGCUCUUUUUUAUAGAUUAAAACUAUUCAACUAUGGCUAAAUAAAUUCUGUUAUGUUGCUGUAACAUUCCAGUGAGCACAGAUGCUCAUUACAUAGUCACAGGGAAAUGUUUAAACCGGAAGUUGUAGCUCCACAUGUAAAAUGUCUGUGUCUGUGCUGACUCAGUAAGAGCUGAGAGCUCUGACCAGUUGGGAAGGAUUAAAAUAGAAGAAAAAAGGCUUCUCUAGCUGUACUUUGAGUCACAACUCACCAAGAGAACUGCAUCAAGUGCAGAUCAAUGAAGUUAACUAUGGUCUGAAAACACCUUUUCUAUUGGGCAGACUGGCAAAGCCUUUAAAACCAGCAGCUAGUCCUUUGGCAUGUGGAGAGAUGGUUAAAUGUAGCAGUAGGGGUGGUGCUGAUACUUUUGUUGGCCUAUCAGCAUAUGAAGCUGCUCAUCUGGAAAUAUCAGUAAACUGCUUUCUUGUCUACUCUGACAUGGGGGAAGAUCUUUACUUUUAGAGUAAUGCUGUCCUGGUUCUCCCUGGGCAGCAGCUAUGCAUGGUGCAGUGGAAGCAAAACCAUAAAAGAUGACCAAAAUGCCCCCUCUUAAAAAGGGAUGUGCUAGCUUGGUGCAAUCCAGUUCAGAAGAAACCAGUCUCCUGCUGCUGAAGAACCUUCAUCUCUACCCACAGAGCUGAGAUUCUGCUCACUCCAGAGUGUGGUAGGUGCUGCUGUUCCCUUGAGGAGUACUGGGGCAGCUACAAGGGAAGGGAGUGGAAGAUGGGAAUUCUCUGCUGCCUCCUGCCUGGAAGCUGCAGCUGUACAGCCACUCUCUGUGUUCAUAGUGCUUACUCUGCUGCCUCAUGUUGAGGCAAACUUGCAUAGCUCUAGCUCCAGCUUGCUUUGGCUAGGUUGCAACUACAGCCUGAAGAUCCUCAACUUGCUGCCUUUAAGUCUGGGGGUCUGCAGAGUCCUUACAGCCAGAUCGCUGGUGUCUGCCAUGAACAGCACCAGGAAGUAAAACUAACAGUUGGGGGGAGGAUGAUGCCUAGUAUUUCUUCCUGAAAGUUCCUUCCAGCUCCAUGGAUCAUAAGGACAGCAUGCUUCAAACAAGUAAUAAAGUGACUUGCAU
Harpia harpyja (harpy eagle) is the source of this 4467-nucleotide messenger RNA. It is a transcript of the gene MYO1H, whose product is annotated as myosin IH. Bases 145 to 3210 code for a protein of 1021 amino acids. Gene Ontology annotation, molecular function: ATP binding; actin filament binding; microfilament motor activity. The record is from RefSeq and is a predicted model, not a curated record. The transcript has 32 exons. Lineage: Eukaryota; Metazoa; Chordata; Aves; Accipitriformes; Accipitridae. Gene Ontology annotation, cellular component: vesicle; cytoplasm; microvillus. Gene Ontology annotation, biological process: vesicle transport along actin filament; actin filament organization.